Molecule: messenger RNA, 691 nt
Organism: Drosophila arizonae
Lineage: Eukaryota; Metazoa; Arthropoda; Insecta; Diptera; Drosophilidae
Product: vesicle transport protein SFT2A
Biological process (GO): vesicle-mediated transport
Cellular component (GO): membrane
Source: RefSeq, a predicted model, not a curated record
UUGUGUUCUAACAAAUUAGUUCAAUAACAGAAUUCAAUUUAGCACAUAGAAUUAAAUUUUUGCAUAGCAGCAAUUAUAUAUAUUAGAUAAAUAAUUUGUUAAGGACCGCAAUAAUGGAUAAGUUACGUCGUGUUCUUAGCGGCGAUGACCGCACACCGGAGGAAGAAAGCAGCAUCAUCACCCAGAUUAAUGAUAUGUCAACAUUAAGCUGGAGCACUCGCAUCAAAGCGUUUUGUGUAUGUUUCGUUUUGGGCAUACUAUUGUCUUUUCUCGGCUCCAUUGCUUUGUUUCUGCAUCGUGGCAUUGUCGUCUUCGCUGUAUUCUAUACACUGGGCAAUAUCAUCUCGAUGGCCAGCACGUGCUUCCUCAUGGGUCCCCUCAAGCAGAUCAAGAAAAUGUUUGCCGAAACCCGACUGAUAGCCACCAGCAUCGUCAUCGUCUCACUUGUCAUGACAUUCGUCUCAGCUAUUGUGUUAAAAAAGGCCGGGCUCACGCUUAUAUUCAUAAUCAUUCAAUCCCUGGCCAUGACCUGGUAUUCCCUCUCUUAUAUACCCUAUGCACGAGACGCAGUUCGUAGCACCGUUUCGGCAUGCUUUGAGGUUUAGUCUAGUAUUUUGUACAGUAAUUUACAAUUAUAUAUAACUUUAUAUAUAGUAUGUAUUUUUUUGAAAAACAAUAUAAUUUGUAUUAU